GAGAGAGAACGCGGAGUACGGAGAGAAGGCAGGCCGCAGCCGCGGCCGAGGCUUAGUAAUCAGUGUCGUUUCCGCGCCAGCACCGACCACCACGCGCCAGAUUACGCAGAUUACGUGUGUUACUCUUCGCACGCAUCCACCCACGCACACGCACAGACUCAGAUGAACCCGCGGAUCUUCCUCGUCUGUUGUGACGCGACGAUUGUGACAGUGCGACGCGAAUCGUGGCUAUGGUCAGAGAUUUUCGAAGACCACCGGUGAGACAAUUGUGGAUGCUUCUGAGAAGUGAUUCAGUUAGGUACUUGGGACUGGAUCGUUAGAACAACGGAUUCACAUCGUGUUGCAUCGGAAAUGACUGGUACAUCGCUUGAUUCAUAGCUCCGGGCUAUUCUAAAGAAGAGACGCGUGGAUUGACGUAACUAGGACUGGUGAAUUUUUCAAGGAUCAAGCAUGAAGCUGAGCAGCGUCUCGACUCUUGGCUAACGUUCAUACAACGAAGAACAUGUUGAUCUCUUGAAGAAGGAAGUUCUCAUUUUAAUGGAGGGAUCCGCUCGUGCCGUCUUCGCAACGAUGCGGCGGAUUCCGAGAAUAACGGGCUCGCGAAUCGUUCGGAAUCUCAGUCGGUGAACCUGUCCGAUUACGACGAUUUACACAAACCGGGCGAAGCGUGCUACGAUGACAGUUGCCUGUUGGCAGACGCGUUGACGUUCGGCGGUUCGCGUUGACGUGAAAAAAUCUAAUAACGAGAACCGCGGCAUCGUUCAACGAAUUCUCGUACCGGCAGACGAACAGUUACCGGAGCCAGAGUGUAAACGAAUAAGAACCAGACGGGCGAGUGUCUGCUCAUCAGCGCCAAGAUAAACCAGCAGAAAUUGCGAUGCGUGUUAAGUGACCAAUAGUGAAACUCUUUGAAGACAAUUAUAAUUGGCGAAAUACUUUGUAACUCUCGUUAGCCUUGGUAAUAGAUCUCAAAAGCUAGUGAUCGAGGUUCAAAUAUUUUUGGAACCGGUUCUUCGAUUCAUCUGUACGAGCGCGAAGGAAAAAGAGAAACACUCUUCUUCGGAACGUAAAAGAAAAGGAGACAGUGCUAUCGGCAUGAGUAGCAGCGAGGGCGUGGUGACGGGUCAGGGCACCGGCAGCGAUCGCCUCUGCGAGGACGUUGAUAUGGCAACUUCGACGUCCGCCUCGUCGAACCUGAAGCCGCGGAACGGCAAGAUCAGCUUCAGCGUGGACUCCCUGCUGAGCGACAUGAAGAAGACCGGCAGCGCGUUCGCGAGACGGGAGAACGACGACCGGACGGAAGCCGAGAAGAACCUGGACAUGGAAGCCAGGUACAGAGAGCUUCUUAUCGAACAGCAGCGACUUCAGAGCAGAGAGCUACUAGCCCGGUUGAGUCCACACGGUUUCACGUUUGCCAAUCAUCACCAUCAUCCGUCGAACCGGCUAGAUCAUCAGGAUCAAGCCGGCAGGCAAGAGAUUCUGACGGUGAAAGAUUUCUCAAGAACCGGUAGCCACGAUAAGUCGUCGUCGCCGAUUAGAAUAGAUCAGGAGGUGCAGAGGGAUCGAGAUGAUCGACGAUUAUCCUCGCCGGGAAACAGAAUUGCCGAGUCGUUGAUCCAGAGGGAACGCGAGGACGACGAAAGGAUCGACAGGAUCACGGGUCCUGGAUCCGUGUCACCGGCUAGCAGACGCGAGAUCGUCGACGAUAGAAGCGACUCCGAAGCGAAUCGUUCGCUGGAGGGCGACAGGACCGGGGAUCAUCUGGAUCUCGAGGAUCAAGAGAUCAGAAGCGUGGGUCAGUCCGAGGAUCUAAACGUGAUGGACUCGGACUGUGAACUGGAAAGAGAACUGGACGGGAAUCAGGAGAAGGAGGAAAAAUCGAGCCCGGUAGUGCCUCAACCGAUUCAUCCGGGUGUCCAGAGGCCGUCUCAAGGCCCACCUUACCUCACGGGUGCACCCGGUGCUCCCGGAUGGAAUCCCGCAGGAUUCCCGCAUUCCCUGGCCGGAUUCGCGUGGCUGCCCCCACCCCCGCACCCGCACAAUCCCCAUGGACACCUUUACACUCCUCAUGGGGGGCCUACUAGUCCAAAUGUUUUUCGGAUCGGUUCCAGGGGAUUUGAGACUACCGGGACCUGGUCCGGGCCCGGUCAGGUGCACCCUGAGGAAGCACAAGCCGAAUCGGAAGCCGAGGACGCCGUUCACCACGCAGCAGCUGCUCUCGUUAGAGAAAAAGUUUCGCGAAAAGCAGUACCUGACCAUCGCCGAACGAGCGGAAUUCUCGUCGUCCCUUCACCUCACGGAAACGCAGGUGAAGAUCUGGUUCCAGAACAGGCGGGCGAAGGCGAAGCGUCUCCAAGAGGCGGAAAUCGAGAAGCUGAGACUAUCCGCGAGGCCGUUGUUGCACCCGAGUUUCGGGUCUGGCCUCAUGUUCUCUGGAGUGGGGCCACCUGGGACACCAGGAGUGCCUCCCUUCAUCGCGGCGGCCAUGGCUAGGCACACCCAUGUCGCGGCAGCCAUGUUCAUGGGGCCCCCUGGACACAGGCCUUAAUAAGGCAGAAGCAAGUUGCCACGGGUCCCAAGUCGCUUCGUAUAUCCUGGCCAGUCUGCUUCUUCCGGACCGACAGGAUAUAACGCAUCGAGAGAUCCGAUCGGGCUCGAGAGGUCUAAUCGAACUCGAACCACCAGUGAGAUUGGCUGUAUCGGCGGUCAUCAACUUCCUUCCAGGAAGAGUGAAUCGUGGGAUCCGUUGGAAGCGAUUACUGAAUCAUUGUGCGGUCAUAAAACUGAAGGAAGAAAACUAUACGAUGAUUUGGAUCUGGAGAAGAAUUUAACAAUUUCAAACAAAAGGGAAAUUAUCUACAGAAGAAUGGAAGACUUCUUGAUAAGAUUUCUGAAUUUCAGUAUACGAUGAGUGAGUGUGGAUGACAAUAAAGAAGAAAGAGAAAGAAAAUUCACAUACCAGAAAAUCAGCCCAUCAUCGACGGAGAGACUCUGUAAGGAUUUUGCUUCCAAUGGAUCACCGAAGUGAAUCGACUGACGAUAGUGAAUCAGGAUCGGAGAAGUUGCCGGCGUGUGUUUACUCGCGAUUUUACCGUCGCGAUUCUCGAAACUCGAGGACCCGUCCUCGAGAACGUGACGGCGAACUUAAAAUCGUUUCGCUUUUAUUUUUCUACGAUCGUGCAAUGAAGUGCAAAAAGAACAAUAUUGGACGGUAUCUGCGAGAAUACGCAUUUACGAUUGUUACCCGAGAAACCUGACAGCAUUUAAGACCGCAUUUCAAGGUAUUGAUCUCACGUGAACGACGAUAACGAACAAUUGUACAUAUUGUAAAUAGAUGUGUAUCAAGAUUCGCGUUAAGUGUACGUAUGUAUAUACAAAUGAUAUUAAUAUAUCGACGCGUGUACAGGACGUUCGAAUGCCAAUUCCGACUCGUUAAACUCGGACGAUCGACGGAAAACGUAAAAUAUCUUAACGACAUUGUAAUCCCACGACUCCGCAGUGUUUCAAUCGACCCGUUCUCGUCGGCUUGUUUCCUUCUCCCGCAGGAGGGAAUUUACGGACGCGAUAACUGACUUAGGUCGAUAAAAAAAAAAAAACCGUGAUACGUAUCCGAUCUAGAACUGCACAGCAAGAAUACCUGCUCCUAAAUCGUUCUUCAACGGUCGAACUAAGUCGAAGACGUUCGACCAGCGGAACGCGUUGCUCGUUUCAAUAAUUCGUUUAUCGAUACAGAUACGCAGAUAUUCGAAAUUACCUGACACAGUGUCGAAUAUUCUCUAACUAUGCGUAACUAAACGGAGCAAUAAAUUUCAUAGGAAAUCGAAUGAGAACUCACUUGUUUUGUCGGGGGAGAAUCGUGAAUGGUUCUGAUUCAGUGAGUGCGGAGGUUCCUCCAAAGGCAGGUGAACAAGAAAAAAGCCAGAAAGCGUGUACAUACAUGUGCGUAUCUAGAAGUGUGAAUUUGGUAGCUACGAUUCGGGACUUAUCGAUAGUACUGGGAUGACGACGUGGUCCCAGAUGUACUUAAGCGCCCUGUAUAAAUGUAAUAUGAUAAUUUAUCCAUUGGAAGUAUACCAUAGCAAAAUAAA
Molecule: messenger RNA, 4088 nt
Organism: Ceratina calcarata
Lineage: Eukaryota; Metazoa; Arthropoda; Insecta; Hymenoptera; Apidae
Gene: Msx
Product: homeobox protein Msx
Exons: 3
Coding region: 1096-2493 (465 amino acids)
Biological process (GO): embryonic morphogenesis; regulation of transcription by RNA polymerase II
Cellular component (GO): nucleus
Molecular function (GO): DNA-binding transcription factor activity, RNA polymerase II-specific; RNA polymerase II transcription regulatory region sequence-specific DNA binding
Source: RefSeq, a predicted model, not a curated record